Molecule: messenger RNA, 2738 nt
Organism: Pomacea canaliculata
Lineage: Eukaryota; Metazoa; Mollusca; Gastropoda; Architaenioglossa; Ampullariidae
Product: cytosolic carboxypeptidase 6-like
Exons: 12
Coding region: 128-1732 (534 amino acids)
Biological process (GO): proteolysis
Molecular function (GO): zinc ion binding; metallocarboxypeptidase activity
Source: RefSeq, a predicted model, not a curated record
GCAUGAACCUGCAACUGGUUUCCCUGCUGUGCUUCGGCGGCGUUAUCGAGUCGCACGCAGACGCUGCAGCCAAUCAGAGUCGGCCUUUCUGGUGGUCUGCGCGCGCAAAUGUCCUGCACUAGGCAACAUGGCUGACAAACGAGUGGAUUCAGCUAGUGAAUCAGACAGCACUGAAGAACCUGUUGUUGGCAAUGUGAACAAGUUUGCAGUGGUUCCACCUGUCUAUGCUGGCAAGCCAAAGAAAGGCCAUCUCAUAUUUGACGCAUGUUUUGAGAGUGGUAACCUUGGCAGGGUGGAUUACAUUACAGAAUAUGAAUAUGACCUCUUUAUUCGACCUGACACCUGCAAUCCACGGUUUCGUGUGUGGUUCAAUUUCACUGUUGAAAAUGUGAAAGCAGAUCAGCGGGUCAUUUUCAACAUUGUAAACUUCAGCAAGACAAAAUCUUUAUACAGAGAUGGCAUGACACCUCUUAUAAAAUCAACCAGUCGACAGAAAUGGGUGCGAAUACCUGCCAAGUACGUAUACUAUUACAGAUGUCCAGAUCAUCGCAAGAAUUAUGUCAUGUCAUUUGCGUUUAACUUUGACAAUGAAGAUGAAGUAUACCAGUUUGCUUACUGCUUUCCAUACUCCUACACAAGACUUCAGAACUACUUGGACAAUCUCGAAAAAAAAAAUUACGACUUUUUCACACGGGAGCUGUUAUGUCUUACUGUGCAACAAAGGAGGCUGGACCUGCUAACCAUCACACAUCCUGAUAACCUCUAUCCACCUGAAGGUGAGAAACAGAAGAUAAUUUACAUAACUGCAAGGGUGCAUCCAGGUGAGACUCCCUCAUCUUUUGUCUGCCAGGGUGUAAUUGACUUUCUAGUCAGCAGUCACCCAAUAGCUAAAGUCUUGCGAGAACACCUUGUCUUCAAAAUUAUUCCGAUGUUGAACCCUGAUGGAGUUUACCUUGGCAACUACAGAUGCUCACUGAUGGGCUUUGACCUCAACCGACAUUGGCAGGAACCAUCACCCUGGGCACACCCUACCUUAUAUUCGACCAAAAACAUGCUUAUGGAGCUGGAUCGUAGUGGGAAGUAUGAGGUGGAUUUCUACAUUGAUCUUCAUGCUCAUUCCACAUUAAUGAACGGCUUCAUGUACGGAAACAUUUACGACGACGCGGAACGCUACGAAAAGCAAUCUGUAUUUCCAAAACUCCUGUGCGCCAACGCUGAAGACUUUUCUCUUUCCAACACCAACUUCAACCGUGAUGCUGUCAAGGCAGGCACGGGCAGACGGACACUUGGUGGCUGCUUAGACGAGUCGCACUGCUACACACUGGAGGUGUCUUUCUACAGCUACCAGACCAGCACACUGGGGCAGGCCACGCCGUACACUGAAGAAGGCUACAUGAAGCUGGGCCGCAACCUGGCGCGCACUUUCUUGGACUACUACAAGUUGACUGGCUUCAUCAGCUCCAAACCCAGCAGCUCCUCGCUGCCCAAGGCUGGCACACUGCGGCCCCGCGACCGUCGGGACCGCGGAGAGCCCUUGAUGACAUCAGUCGAGCGUUCGCCUCCUGAUCCCAUGGGCAGAACUAGCUCCACGUACACAGAGGGCGUCCCAUGCCCCGCUAGGCUCGACAGAGGUAUGGUUCGAGAAGAAAGGCAACAGCGGAAAGCUGAGUUCACGGUAAAUGGAAACGGUUCCUUCCCAGACAGCCAGAGUCAGCGCCUGAAGCGAACUUGAGCUCCCUACAGACAAGACAGCGUUUUUCAGCAGACUGGGAUAACUAUUUUCCUGCAGACAACUCGAGUCUCAAUAAAGCACCAGGGGUAACUGGGAGCAGGGGAAUGAAGUCUAAGAAACUUGAGAGGACUUAUAAAACAACAGGAAGACGGGUAUUACAGAUGUACCACCGCCUUCACAGUGCUGAAAGUGGCAUGGUCUCUCUAAAAUAUCAGGUUAAUGAAGUUGGUUUUUUUUUUAAAUGAAAGUUGAGUUUGAUUUCUUGUAUGACUCGAGUACUAGUAAAACAUUACAAACAGAUAAUGUAAAUGCUUCAUUUUAAUAUACUUUUGUUUACCGUUAAGGAGGAACCUGAGUGGAGUUCACUUUAAGGUUUAUGCUUUUGAUGGUAAAGUGGGAAAAUGAUUGAAUGUGUGUAUGCACGCACAUGAGAGGAGUGGUUGAUGUAGGAACAAAUAGGAAAUGUGUUUUCUUUAAUGUUGGUUAACAUUUUUUUUUGCCACUUUGGUAUUUUCACGUGUUAAAUAAUCACACUAAUUUUAUCAGCAAUAACAGGCUGUCCUUGUGAGGUCAUGUUUUCACAAACAAUUUUAGCCUUUAUGUGGGCUUCACAUAAGUUCCGUCCAGAAAAAUUGUUUUCCUUUAGUAUAAAAGGAUUUUUUUUGUUCUGUGAUACACGUAAUGCUGGCAUACAGUCUUAGGAAGAAAAAUGAGUGAACAAUUAAGUAGGAAAGGAUGGAAGUAUUUUCCUGUGGCAUAGUGAUUUUUCCAGCAGUCCACAGAGAGACAGAACUUGAGCCACUCACAUCUGUCUGCAAAGUCAUUGUUGAAAAUCUUUUUUUCAUGUGUGAUGGUCCCUUUUGACCACUUGUAUAAUUUAGUCAUUAUAACUCUACCACUUGUGGACCAAACAGAGGAAGGCUGAGUUCAAAAGUUUAUUUUUAAAAGAUUGUUUUUUGUGAAUAUAUGACAACUGAUUAUUUGAAAAUAAAUUGGGAAGACCUAA